AUGUCUGAAUAUGGAAGCAUCUUGGAAUGCCCUAAAUCAAAUUUGAAGAAAACCGAAACAGUGCAGAUCCAAAUUAAGGCAUUACGCAAGCAUCUGUUAGCCAAGACCCACCAGAACCCGCGUUCAGUAACCUGGGUCCAAUUCGGUCCCUUACGGGUGGAGAAUGCGGCGAUCCGCGCUCUGAAGGUGUCUGACGCAAUCAGGGGACUUGCCUCCCCACAAGUACUUUGUGCUUGGACCAGCGGGGAGAAGACCCCUAAGCUUUUGGGAACAACGGGAGUUGGUGUUUCAAGAGGCAAUUGA
This is a messenger RNA of Penicillium robsamsonii, 303 nucleotides long. RefSeq lists its product as uncharacterized. The coding region runs from base 1 to 303 and encodes 100 amino acids. The record is from RefSeq and is a predicted model, not a curated record. The transcript has a single exon. NCBI's taxonomy places the organism in Eukaryota, Fungi, Ascomycota, Eurotiomycetes, Eurotiales, Aspergillaceae.